Messenger RNA from Lathyrus sativus (Indian pea), 390 nucleotides. The record is from the annotation of a GenBank genome assembly. NCBI's taxonomy places the organism in Eukaryota, Viridiplantae, Streptophyta, Magnoliopsida, Fabales, Fabaceae.
AUGAGAUUCCGCAAACAUCAUAGAGGGAAAUUAAAAGGAAACGCCUCUCGCGGUAAUAAAAUUUGCUUAGGAAAAUAUGCUCUUCAGGCACUUGAGCCCGCUUGGAUCACAUCUAGACAACUAGAAGCGGGUCAACGGGCAAUGUCACGAAAUGUUCGCUGGGGUGGACAAAUAUGGGUCGGCAUAUUUCCAGACAAACCAGUUACAGUAAGACCUACCGAAACACGUAUGGGUUCGGGAAAAGGAUCGCCUGAAUAUUGGGUAGCUGUUGUUAAACCCGGAAAAAUACUUUAUGAAAUGGGAGGGGUCCCAGAAAAUAUCGCUAGAAAGGCGAUUUCAAUAGCGGCAUCCAAAAUGCCUAUACGAACUCAAUUCAUUUUUUCCAAAUAA